AAUUCGUAAUGCGCUAUUUUUGAACUCAGUCCAAUUGGAUUUGACAUCUUAUUCGUUUUGCUAAAAGUGUCGUCUUCAUAACUUGGACGCAACCCGUUUGUUUACGUUCGAUUGCUUUGGAGGUUUACUGGGCGUCGUUAAAAGUUAUUUGAGUAAGGAAUUAGUGGUUGUUGACAAGCAAGACCCCAAAAUGAGUAAAGUUGUUGGAAUACCACCAUAUACAUUUAUUCAUAUUUUAAACCUUAAUACCAACAUUACAAGACUUGAAAUUGGACCACAGAAUUUUGUUCUCCAGAACAACGAGAAGUUAUUAACUGAACCAUGUCCUAUGGUAAAAAUACCACCUGGACACUACUGUAUCAUAAAGAAUCCUAUGAGUAAAUAUAAAGCUGGUGAAUAUUGUGAACUAAAGUUAGGAGAAUCAAAAGUUAAAUUAAAUGGGGAACCAUUUCCAUUGUAUCCUGGAGAAUCCCUACAAGGAGCUGAAAAUUUUGGCAUCUCUUCUGGUGACUAUAUGAAAGCUGUGAAAGCUUUGCCCGUUGUUCCUGUCAGUAAUGCGUUAAAGUUAACUGCUAUAGUUGAUCAUGAAGAUGGUGAUGUAUAUCGUAGAGCUGGUGAUAUGUGGCAUGUAGAAGGUCCAGUAACCUACAUUCCAACAGUACAAGCUGAAAUACUAGAAAUGGUGAAACCUAUUAUAAUACAUACUGAUGAAGUUGUUCGUUUGCGUGCUCUUCAAGAUUGUAUUGAUAAAAAGGGGAGUCAACGUGUAACUGGUGAAGAAUGGAUAAUAUCAGAUCCAGGCGCUUAUCUACCUGGAGUUUGUGAAGAGGUGGUUGUAAAAGAAGAAAAGAUAACUCUAACACCUGAAACAGGACUACAUCUAGCUGCUACGCAAACUCUUGUGGAUAUAACUGGAAAACAAAGGCAAACCGGAGAAGAAUGGUUGAUCACUGGAGAAGAUGUAAAUGAACUUUCACCUCAGAUUGGCGUGGCUAUUGUAAGAGAGGUAUAUAAGACAGUAUUAAGUAAAGGUAAAUACUGUGUUAUAGUUAAUCCCGUGGAUAAAGAUGGUAAACCUCAACAUGGACAAUUUCUGCUCAAAAAAGGAUUAACUAGUUUCUUCUUACAUCCAGCUGAAUAUUUAGAAAAAGGAAUUCAGUCAGCUUUUGUAUUAUCUAAUAAUGAAUCUAUAGUUCUACAAGCUGUUGAAGAUUUUACAGAUGAUAUGUUUAAAGAUGUUGUUAACAGAAAGGCUGGAGAUAGGUGGAUGUUAUUAGGACCAUUAGAAUAUAUACCACCAAUACACGUUAAAAUUCUCAAACACAGAAAGACAAUACCACUAAGUAAAAAUGAAGGUGUUUAUGUUCAGAAUAUUAGAACUGGACAGGUGCGAGCUGUAAUGGGACCAUGUUCAUAUAUGUUAGAAGAAUGGGAAGAAUUAUGGAAGAAACCACUACAGUCAGAUGUUGAAGAAUUACUCAGAUGUGGAGGUGGUACUGGUACAGGUGAUAUACGUAAACUAGCUUACUAUGAACAAUCUAUAGACCCAAAAGUUUUAAAGGGUAGAGAUGAAACAUGUGUAAUAACAUAUCGUAUUCCUGGUAACACCGCCCUACAGAUUUAUAACUACCAGAAGAAAACAGCACGAGUUAUGUUUGGACCUGAUCUAGCUGUACUUGGUCCACAUGAAAACUUUAAUGUUCUUAGUUUAAGUGCUGGGAAACCGAAGAAAACAAAUGCCUUGAAGUCAUUAUGUUUGAUGUUGGGACCAGAUUUUAUUACAGAUAUCAUUGAGGUGGAGACUUCAGAUCAUGCUCGUUUGCAAGUAAAAGUUGCCUUCAACAACCAUUUUGAGUAUGUGAAAGGUGAUAAAGAAAGUGAAAAGAAAAUAUUUGCUGUACCAGAUUUUAUUGGCUUUGCUUGUAAUCAGAUUGGUGGAAAAAUCCGGGCAGCAAUAGCCCAAGUUCCGUUUGAUAAAUUCCACAGAAAUUCUCUACAAGUGAUCCAGUAUGCUGUGCUUGGUAGAACUGGAGGUCAAGUCAAAUUUGAGGUCAAUAAUAUGGUUGUAAGUAGUUUAGAUGUACAGAGUAUUGAACCUGUUGAUAAGAAGAUGAGAGACAGUCUCAGUAAAUCUGUACAACUUGCUAUAGAAAUAUCUACAAGUUCUGUUGAGGCUGCAGCUUCUCAUGAAGCCAGUAGAAAUGAACAGGUUGCCAGGGGCAAUUUAGAGCGACAGAAAUUGGUAAAUGAAAGAAACUCGGAACUGGAAAGGACCAAGUUGUUAGAAUUGUGUGCUAUGACGGCUGCUGUUGAAUCAACUGGUCAAGCGAAGGCAGAAGCUCAAGCUAUCGCUGAAAAAACAUUGAUCGAGUGUCAUAGUGAAAUAGAAGCUGCUAGAUUAAAAGCAGAAGCUCUGUCUAUUGAACAUAGAGCAAAACUGGAGUCACAAAUAUUGAUGAGAAAACAUGAAAUAGAUUAUGCCAGAAGACAAAACGAACUAGAACUAAACAGAAGUAAAAGAAUUGCUGACAUUGAGGUGACGAGCUUCAAUAACAAAGUACAAGUUUUGGGUGUAGAAACCGUGAAGUCCAUGGCCAGAGCUGGACCAGAAAGUCAGGUAAAAUUGUUACAAGGAAUUGGAUUGGAGAGUGUUUUAGUCACAGAUGGCAAUAGUCCAAUCAAUCUCUUCAAUACAAGUACUGGAUUGAUUGGUGGAAAAUGCUAGAAGAGAUUUUUAUAAUUUUUUGUUGAUAAACCUGACCUCUAUUUCUGUUUGAGUAUUAUCUGUUAUACACAGACAUUACUUGUAGACAGAAAAAUCAUUGAUGCUUUUAUGAUUUAUUUCUACUAUUUUAUUUUCAUAUUUUUUUUUGUUCGGAAUAUAAUUUUCUUUCGAUAUAUAUUUACUUUUUGGUACCCUUUCCUACCUGUGAUAAAUAUACAUGUCCCAUAAUGGCCAUGAUUUUUGUCUAUAUAGCAUAAUUAUGUUGCAUAAUAGACAUGAUUUUUGUCUAUAAUAUGUUGCAUAAUAGACAAGUUUUAUUGAACAAAUUUGUUAAAUUUUUAAGAAAUAUAAUUAUUUUCAAUAUACAAUAUGCAUUUAUCUAUGAAAGAUGCAUUAUGUAACAUUUAGAUAAAGAGCUGACAGUUCUUUUUACAAUAGUUCAAAAUAUAGAUUAUAAAAAAUGAAUAUAUUGAUAAUUUCAGUGAUAUUAUUUUAUUUUGAAUGUUAAAAGUUUUGACAAGAUAGCCUUAAUAGUCAAGUAGCAUUGUUUCAAUGAUAAUCAGACUCUUGAUUAUCCAUUUGAACUUAAAAUUAUUAAAUGGUGUGGGGGUGGGGGGUCUAAUCCUUUUAAUAUCUCGGCCAUCCUAUGGCUUAGAGAGUGGAUUAUGUGCUUGUUGUGUAAAUAAUAAUUUAUAUAACAUUUGAAGCCAGAAAAAAGACCUGAAAUAGGUAGAAUUAGCUCAUACUCAAUGCAUAUUAUUAUUAUGUAACAGUCAAAUUUUGUUCUCAAACAUAACGCAUAUCAUUAAUAGUUGAUUAGAAGAAUUAUUGUCUCUACCUACAAAUUAUAAAUAAAUAACUAUGUAUUUUUGAACCAGGAAUUGGUUGCAUACACUAAGUAAUUUUGUUCUUGGGGGCGACACUCUAAAAAAAAAAAACAGCCUAUAGUUCCACCAAUUCAAGAUAAUCAACAUGAACCUCACAUGCUUUUUCUUUAGACUUUUGUGCAUCGACUGACAGACCUCCACGUUUGAUAUGUCAUAAUUCCAAGAUGACUGGGAUUAAGGCCAUGUUCGGUUCCUGGUUCAUAUAGUAUGCUAAGUUCUUUAUUUAAGAAACAGUUUGGAUAGACUAAUAAUCAUUUAUAAAUAAAAAUGAUAUGUCAGUAACUCAUGUUUCUUAAACAUGACACUUUAAAUUAUUAGAACAUCUUGUAACCAUAUAGCUAACAAAUAUUUCUUAUAUUUUUGAAUUUUUAUAUUCUUGUUUCACAUGUAUGAAAUUUAAAUUUACAGUCUGUUUUAUUUUAUUAAAAUUCAAAUUGUCAGAAUAUAUUUUACUAAUGUUUAAUGAUUUAUAUAUUAAUAUUACUGUAUAUACUAGGCUAUAUAAUAAUAUUUUCAAGUUUCAAACAUACCCAUCAAUUUCUUAAGUGGUACUGAUAAUUAGAUACAUGACAUAAUUACAUGGGAUAUAUGUUACUUGAAUGUACAUUUCUGGGGAUGUUUCCUCUCAUCUUUCUCAAAAAGCAUAGAACGACAAACCACAGUACAGCACAGGUAUAAAAGAUGACACAAUUAUAUGGAAUAUAAGUUACUUGGACGCUUAUUUCCUGGGAAGUUUCGUUGAGGUCCGAGGGUUUUCACAUCUUUUUCAAACAAAUACAGUGAAGGUAUAUAUAUAUAUAUACAUAUAUACAAACGAGAGAACAAUGAAAACAAUAGUUUGUUCAGCCAAGUGAAGGAGGAAUCCUAUUAAAAUUGCCGUUAAAACCUUGUAAAUGCUUUACAGAUCAAUGUCCGUGAUUUUUUUUUUAAAAACUUGUGGGAUUGUUCAGGUUAGUCCUUAGGAGAAAUUUGUUAACAAUAUUCAGAGCUACACAGUGAUAUUUCACAGAGUUAUUGCCCUUGUAUUUAAAAACUUGAAAGCCACUCUUCAUAAAGCUAUUGGUGGGCAUAUAUUGGUAGCUUGGAAACAUACCAUUUCUAAAAUAUUUCUUCUUCAUAUCAAUAAAUAUAAGUACUUAAUAUUUCUUUUAUCAAUAAACAAGGUAAAUUAUAUAUCAUAGAAUCUUUUAUUCUUUAUAACUAUGUAUUAAUAUUAAUGUUGUUAAUAUUUUGUUUUAAAAUAAAUUAUUUAUACCAUGGAA
Patella vulgata (common limpet) is the source of this 4874-nucleotide messenger RNA. Its product is annotated as major vault protein. Gene Ontology annotation, cellular component: cytoplasm; nucleus. The transcript is spliced from 26 exons. Bases 191 to 2725 code for a protein of 844 amino acids. The record is from RefSeq and is a predicted model, not a curated record. Lineage: Eukaryota; Metazoa; Mollusca; Gastropoda; Patellidae.